GACAGCGACUCACCGCUUCUACGAGCCAUCCGUAACACCCUCCGGGCAUCCCGAGGCACUCAAGACUCUUCAGUCCAAUCCUCGUUAUACACCCCUUAUGGAGCGUCUGGUCCAGAAAGCGGCGAAGAGCUUCUCGCUUGGGACACCCAUACUGUAUCGCUCAGUCAAGGUGGUGUUCUUCGGAAGAAAUGGUCUUUCACUGAUCCAGUCCAGUGGGCGUGUAUCGGUUCAUUCAUUCAACCUAGCCAAGUGACCUCUUCCACCCCCUCCACCCCCGCGUAUUACAGGGAAGAUCCUAGCGAGAAGCUUCCUGAUAUAGAACCCGACACCAAACCCACGUUCGGGCCCUACUCUCAGUCUCGUAUGGAGAAGAAGCGCGAAGAAGAUCCGGAAGUUCGCACUCGGGGAGUCUUCAUCUUCCUUCGCGGCAUGGCCAAAAUCUACCUCAUGAACGGGCUGGAGCAUACCUUGAAUCUCCCUUUCAUCGUCCGACGGGCGUGGCCGGUCCAACCUUGCGGGCUCUUCAUCCAGCGCGUGGUCGAGUCUUGGGAACUCGAAGAGAACAAGCAAUCCGGCGCAGAGCCACUGACGACGAUCUUCACUCUCACUACUCCCUUCGCCGAACCCUCCAUCAUCGGAAUCACCGAGGGUAUCUGUGGCGGCUUCGAUACUCAGCCACUGCUGAUGAGGUCCGACUUUGCGGCCGGGCAAGGCUCUCUCCCUCCUGACGAGCGUAUUCUCUGGGUGUCAACAGAACCCCGGAAUUUGAUGCCUGGUUUGAUUGUCACCCUCAACGUCGACUUGAACCGGCUGACUGUCUGGAGAUAUGUCUAUGCCUCUCCCUCGAUCCGCACAAAGGUCCCACACUCGACACAAGGGGCCCAUCCAAGCCACCAUCCAAAGCGCACUUCCAUGUCCGGAAACACAUCUGCCCACUUGCGCCACGCUAAUGCAGCUACAGACGACCUACGCCUCUCGCCAGACAAAGCAGCUGCAAAACGCGGUGGUGUCCCGUCCGGGCUAGCGCCUACUCUGACAACGACUACCACGAUGGCGGACCUCAUGGGCGAUGGUCUUGUUGGCAGUGGUCUCGUUGGCGGCGCAAUUUCCCAGUCGCAAUGGAACUUGCCCAUCAAGUUCCCGGUCGACCCCUCUGGCAAGUUCGAGUUGAGUGCGACUCUGAACAAGAUGGCCCUUCAGGAACCGGUGAACCUGGAAGAUGUGCCCGACCCCGCCGAAGAAGAUCGCCUGAAGCCUCUUUAUUGGGCCGAAAAGCUUCGCGAGGAGAUCAUUCCGGAAUCUGCGACCGCGGAUUGCGACAACAUUACCGUCGCCAUGUUCGAUCAGCGCUGGGCUGGUAAGGUGCCUAGAUCCCGCCUAGGUAUAUGCCUUCCUGCCACCGGUGAAGCACUGCUCUACGAGUUGGCGUGGGACAAUCAAGGUUUUCUGAGUAUGCACCCAACAUCCCGGAUACAAGCGAACGCCAUCUCCCCCAUUAUCGCCACCCGCGAGAUGAUUGUCGACUUGUUGGUGCUCAAGCCUGACAGUUCUCUUGCGCUGCUGACCCACGGGACGUACGAGUUACCUUUGGACUUGAGGCUUCCUACCACCUCUGCGAGUGUCGACCCUAGACACAGACGGCGGAUCACUGGGUUUUCUCAUGCUCUCGAUAAAGCGGUCACCUUGGAGCUCUCGGAUGCUUCUUCCCUUCGCAUUUCUCUUGAUCUUACCUUGCGGGAUAGUUUGGUCAGGGAUGCCUUGCACAUGCUCGCUUUGACAAUCCCUGCGGAUCCUUUCUUCGCCCUACACCAGUCAAUAUUGCGACGGUGGUCCUUAGCAAGGUACUCGUGUAUAGAGGGCGUCGAACUUCAAGUUUUCGAAGAAGCGCUAUGGGAGGUUCUCGAUCUUACGCCUGGCGAACGGCUGGACAGCCCAGCAUACGCGGGGGGUGCAGCGUGGCAAAAGCUGGCGGCGAACGAAUCGAUCGCGAGGUUCCGGGAAGACCCUGCAUUGCGGAGGCUGCAUCUGCCUGGCUCGUCGACGAGCGACGCACCCUUCCGGAAGCCUUCGCAAAAGCCGACCGCCAUGCAUGCUGCAGUGUUGCAUGCGCUUCACCACGUCGCCGAGGACAGGCGACUCACCGUCUGUACCUUCGUGGACGUCCCGAGACUCGCUCCCCUGAUCUGUCGACUUGCUAUGAUCGUGCGUCCGGAAUGGGCGGAUUACUGGAAGCGUCUCUGUCCGAACGCGAUGCCCAUUUGGCCUCCACAGUCCAUGACAGUGCUCGACCACGUCUACGAACGACUGCCGAUUUGGCCUCCAGACAUGACGGCGAUCCUAUACGGCCGACUGAACAACCCCGAAUGGAAGAUCCCUUGGUCCAACAGCCUGAACUUUGGAGCACGCUUCGAACUGGAGCCUUCAUGUGCUUUCGGUCGGCUGGACCCCCUCCUGCGGACGUCUUCGAUGGCCGCGCUCUACAAGAUGCUAACCGAUCACUCCUGGGAAGGGCGGCCGCUAAACACGCGCUCACGCGCCGUGGCGUCUCUCCAGCUUUUGGACGUCAUGAAGUUCAAGCUCCAGGACUUGCAACAUUUGCCUCUGGGUAUCGCCUCCCCGAUACGUGAAGCCCUGCGGACGUGCCAGCUUUCUCCGGGCGGCGACUGGUCCGUAGCGGCGUACCGGCUGAUUGGCCGCAGCGACCUUGCGGAAGGAUUCACCGACAAGCCAGCUAUUGCUGUGAACAAUGGCUACCGCUCCGUCAGGCAAUUCCUUGUGAGUGGCCAGUGUGCCAUGCAGUUCGGGAUUCAACCGAUCACGGAGGCGUUUCAGCACCCGACGAUGGGACGGAAGUCGUCGCAGCAAGUCAUCGAGGAUGUACAGCGCGCGGUGUCGGGGGACCACAGCAAGGUCACGGGCGUCGAGUUCGACUUGGACGACUUCAUGCGGAUGCGCUUUGGACAGGAUCGGCGGCUCGAGGACGUUGCGCGGUUGCUGUGUUCCGCGAACGUGCAUUACGUGCGCACACCCGAUCGCCCUGAAGCAAACGAGGCAGAUCAGAUCAGGGACCAGCAACUCACCGUGCAUCGUAUCACGGAACGUAUCCUCGCCCUCCCCUUGGGGAGAGCAGUGUUCACCUUCGGGUCCAUGCACACGGUGACGAAGGAGUCGUUCGCCAUUCCUAAGAUGGAGUUCUCAGUGCGGGUGCAGCCUGCGAACAUCUUAUACUCACAGGAAAUCCUGAAGAUGCCUCCCGAGUAUUUCAGCUGGGGUGAGUUCCAUAACGGCGUCGCGGCGGGGCUUCGGAUAUCCUCGCAGGCCCAGACGAUCGAGAGCUCGUGGAUCAAGUUCAACCGACCUUCAGAGCUGACACCGGAGCAUGCUGGGUUCCUCUAUGCGCUCGGGCUUACGGGGCACCUCAGAGAGAUGCUGACCUGGCACACAUUUGGUUAUCUCACCCCGAAGCACGACAUGACUUCCAUUGGCGUACUCCUGGGUCUUGCCGCUGCGAACGUAGGGAGCAGCAACAAGCACGUCACGAAGCUGAUCGCCGUCCAUACUCCCGCUCUGCUUCCCACUCCAGAUGUCGACCUCAACGUACCACUCAUCACGCAGGCGGCAGGUCUCAUGGGCAUCGGUCUUCUCUAUCUUGGGACUAAACACCGUAGGAUGGCGGAGGUCUGCUUGAACCAGAUCAGCCGACGGGAUCUCUACCAACCGGACAUCAGCAACGAGUAUCGCGAAGCGUACACCCUCUCCGCUGCGUUGGCCUGUGGCAUGGUCCUUCUGGGCAAGGGCACGUCGACCCCGGCGGACCUCGUCAUCCAGAACCGGCUCCGUCUCCUGAUCCAUGGCGAGCCGCGCCUGGUCGAGAACGGCAAGCCUCGCCGACCGACGUUCGAUGUCAACAUUACGUCCCCGGCCGCUACGGUCGCGCUCGGUCUGAUGUACCUGCGCACGGAGCGCCAGGACGUGGCAGACAUCUUGGCGAUCCCGUAUACGCUGGAGGGCCUGAACUCGAUCCAGCCAAACUUCCUCACCGUGCGCGCGAUGGCACGCGCGAUGAUCAUGUGGGACAAGAUCACACCCACGAAGGCGUGGCUCAUGGCGCAGCUGCCGCGCGUCGUCGUGAUGGCCAUGGACUCGCGCUUCCGCGGGAAGCGGGUGGACGACGCGUUCGAGCUCGCGUACUACAACCUUCUCGCGGGCUCGUGCUUCGCAAUCGGCUUGAAGUAUGCGGGGAGCGCGAGGGAGGAGGCGUACUGGCUGCUUCUGCAGUACUGGGAUAUGUUCAGCCAGGUGGCUUUUGCGAACGGUAUGGCGUAUGACCAUCGCAUCAAGCGGUCCGCCUUGCGAGAAGGAUUGAACCUGAUCUCUCUCGCUGUGGGCAUGGUCAUGACUGGAAGCGGAGAAGUCAACUGUUUGCGGCGGCUCCGCUAUGCGUAUGGCGUACACAACACUAGCGUGAGAUACGGGUGCUUUACCGCUACGAGCAUCUCCAUCGGUCUCCUUUUCCUUGGCGGCGGACGCUACACGCUUGGGACCUCCGACGCGUCCAUCGCAUGCCUCGUCGCGGCGUUCUACCCUCGCUUCCCCCAGAACCCGGCAGACAACAAGGCCUACCUGCAAGCAUAUCGACAUCUCUGGGUCUUGGCGAUGGAGCCGCGCUGCCUGGUGGCCCGAGACGUCGACUCGAAGGAGAUUGUCUACCUCCCGAUCAAGGUCAAAGUCAAAGACACGAACCUAAUCGGCACAGCGCAGCUGAUUGCUCCGACUCUCGUCCCGGAGAUUGACAGGGUGCUCUCGAUCAGGGUGGACACCCCCCGGUACUGGCCGUUCUACCUGGACGUGGCCAACUUCGCGCGCCAUAGAGAAUCGUUGUUGCGGAGCCAGACACUCUUCGUGAAGCGUCGGACCGCCUUCUUGACAUAUAUGGAGGACCCCAAAGGCAGUCGAAGCCUCUUCGUGCGCUCCGGUUCAGGCACCGGAGAUGCAGCCACCCUCGAUUUUCCGCAGGCUUCGGACGUCAAGGCCCACCCAGCGGCGGACCUUCACGACUUCAUCGCGUCGUCGUCGAACGACCCCCUGUUCCUCUCUUUUGCAGAUCGAUUGUGCGGAGACGACGGAGAGACCCCAGCAGAGCGCCUCUUCCAGUCCUACUGCCACGCGGUGCUGCUCGACUGCAUGCUGCAGGACAAGUCGCAGACGUUGCAAUCGCUUCUGACGGCAUUCCACUUCCGUGUGAUGUCCCCCAAGUCAGUCUACUUUUCCUUGAGGCUGCAGGACCUGCGCUUUGCCGCGGACUUUUACAGCAAAGUCUUCGACCGGAAGUUUAGCGGACGGACGGAGAACAACCCACGGCCACCUCUCGUCAGGGAGACCACGCUCUCCGGUGCCCUGCGCGGACUCGACACACAGCUGGACGGCUUCCGAGAGACGGAGCUAUUCAAGGCGUUCUUGGCCCGAUACGCUCGAGGAGAGGGGAUACCCUCAUUCUUAGAGGGAUCUGCAGAGUGGAAAGCGUCGCGCGAGCUGUCGUGGUACCUCGAACGCAAUAGUGUCCCCGCGUCGACACUUCUGACCCUUCUCAACGGCCUUGCGCAGAAGGCCCGCCAGGAGUGCCUCGGCAGCCCACCGCCCGCCGGGACUGCAAACGCGGAAGCACUAGAGCUCGGAAUCAAGGAAGUCGCACACGCGACCGGGACGCAGAUGACCACCGCUAUGGGCUCGGGCUGGACCGUGAGCUCCCUGGACGAAGUCAUGGCGGCAUGGAGAUCCCGCAGCUGAUCUCUGCCGCCUUGUGCUCGAAACGCUGCAGGGAUCGAAAAGGAGAUUGGCGAGGAGUUCGCCGCGCCACGCGUCGGAGGGUUUUCGCCUCGGCGUUCUGACGGACGCUUUCCAGCUAGAGAAGUAUCCCCACGAGACUGUAUUCCUAUCACACAAAUUCCAUACCACGCAUUGUUGUACGAUACCGUUAUAGAGGAACUUUCAG
This is a messenger RNA of Trametes versicolor FP-101664 SS1, 5992 nucleotides long. Its product is annotated as anaphase promoting complex subunit 1. NCBI's taxonomy places the organism in Eukaryota, Fungi, Basidiomycota, Agaricomycetes, Polyporales, Polyporaceae. Gene Ontology annotation, molecular function: molecular adaptor activity. The record is from RefSeq and is a predicted model, not a curated record. Gene Ontology annotation, cellular component: anaphase-promoting complex. The coding region runs from base 364 to 5787 and encodes 1807 amino acids. The transcript is spliced from 5 exons. Gene Ontology annotation, biological process: anaphase-promoting complex-dependent catabolic process; metaphase/anaphase transition of mitotic cell cycle; protein K11-linked ubiquitination.